AUGGACAAGCACAGUCCAGGAUCCCGGGUGGAUGCUGGCAGAGCUGAGUCUGAGGAGGAGCUCUGCUCCGUGGGCAGAGUGUCCACCUUGAAGUCAGAGUGUCCCCAGAAGGCAGGGCCCCUUCAGUGCCCGCCUGGCAAGGAGCCCCAUCAGGUCCAGGGUGUUGGCCCCACUGGGCUCACGGAGCUGCCCGGUGAGGGGCUCAGGCUGCGUGCAGACCAGGGCUUCCGCUCCAGGGCCUGGCCUGGGAGCAAAGGCGUGAUUUCCCUCUGGCUCCUCUGGAGCCUCAGGGAGGCCUGGCCUGACGCUGAGCUGGCUGUUCCAAAGUGGGGGGUCCCCACUACUCGCGAGACCCUCCCAUCGCAGCACCGGGGCCCCCCUUUCUCCACAUCACCGUGGAGGGUUCUCUCUGCGGAGAAACCGUUCUCAGGUGGCAGCUGUCCUGGGCUCAGUCCCAACGCCUCGUAG
Molecule: messenger RNA, 468 nt
Organism: Rangifer tarandus platyrhynchus (Svalbard reindeer)
Lineage: Eukaryota; Metazoa; Chordata; Mammalia; Artiodactyla; Cervidae
Source: the annotation of a GenBank genome assembly